Molecule: messenger RNA, 8315 nt
Organism: Chelonia mydas (Green sea turtle)
Lineage: Eukaryota; Metazoa; Chordata; Testudines; Cheloniidae
Product: signal transducer and activator of transcription 5B
Exons: 19
Coding region: 1544-3892 (782 amino acids)
Biological process (GO): growth hormone receptor signaling pathway via JAK-STAT; regulation of transcription by RNA polymerase II; cell surface receptor signaling pathway via JAK-STAT
Molecular function (GO): RNA polymerase II cis-regulatory region sequence-specific DNA binding; DNA-binding transcription factor activity, RNA polymerase II-specific
Source: RefSeq, a predicted model, not a curated record
CAAGGCUUAGCUGCUGCCCUGGACUCUCCUCUCUUUCUUCAUCCCUCCAUUCCCUUCUUCGCUUCUCACUGCCAGGUGUCAACAGCUGCACAGCCAGCCUGGGCCUUCAGCGUGGCCCAGUCCAAGAGUCUUGGUUGUUUCAUUACCCACCUCAAGUGGAUUCUGUGACCGGCGGGUGCCCUCGCACAGGGACUUUUCUACCCGGGCAGCGCCGGCCUGUACUCUGGGGGUUCUUCUUAGCUGCUGGGCUGCCAGGCUGAUGCAGAUUCUAUAAGAUGAUCCCUUCACUGCAGGGCAUUUCAGAAGUAACAUCAAUGCACCCCUGAAAAUGCAGCCAGCUCUGGGGAGGGGACAGCAGCCAGGAAGACGGCAGAUGGCUGAACAGAGGUGGGGAGAAAGGCACUUUGAUCCAGGCAGCUGUACCCAACCCCUCCAUUCUCCCAAGGAGGGUGGUGGAGUCCAGUGUCCAGCUGGAGAAGAUUUGAGUGGUGUUGUUUUAUAUUUCAGCUGGAAAGGCAGUCUGGUACCUGGAACUGGCUCCCUCGGCCUUUGAGAGGUGAGGGGCUGGGUCUGUCCUAUCACGCUUCAAACUUCUUGUCUGAAAGGUAGAGAACGGAGGUUCCAGUCCAGGAAUUUCAAACCUGGUGCCUAGCCCCCUAAGCCAUCCCCUGCUGCUGGGAUACUUUUCCUUUUCACUCGGCUGCGAGCUGUACUACCGGGAGUGGAGAGCAGCCCUUUCUUAUGACUCAAAGUACGUUGUGGCACCUUAGAGACUAACCAAUUUAUUUGAGCAUAAGCUACAGCUCACGAAAGCUUAUGCUCAAAUAAAUUGGUUAGUCUCUAAGGUGCCACAAGUCCUCCUUUUCUUUUUGCGAAUACAGACUAACACGGCUGUUACUCUGAAACCUGUCAAAGUAUGCUGUAGCACUGCCAGCCAGCUAAGCAGAAAUGCUAGGCAUUAGAGAAUUAACUGCCCAGCCUUGGGCUGACUCAUGCUGCAAUAACCACAGUACCCAGUAACCAAGGUAGCCGUGAUGCAGGGACACCCCUGAGUGCCCGUCUCCUAAGAGUGGUUUGAAUGCUCUUGCUGGAGCAUGCCUUGUGACCUGACCCCCCAACCCUCCAAUGCAGCCCAGAUGUCACAGGUGAAGUGCUGUGCAGGAGGAAGGGAGAGCUAAGAAGCCAGCCUGUCUUCAUUAUCUGUACAAUUCCUGACAGGAGCGGAGCCAGAAAUCACAGCUUGUAAAAUAAACAGACGCCUACAUCCAAGCUGAUGUUCAGCGAGCGUGGGAAUAUUCUUGAGAAGGAAUUUGCAACCUGAGUCCCAAACUGGGAUUCGUUUGUGAGUCCAGGAUCUCAUGCCCAGGAUCUCACCCUAGUGCCGUGUUCCAGGGCACACGCGGGAUCUGCGGUGAGAUGAGCAGCCCUGGUUAAGGCAGACAUCCUGCCUAUGCCAGGGACAGCCUGAGCCGAACACGAAGUCUUGGCAGGACAUGGCUCGGUGGCGGAGUUGCUCCUAGUUCUCAUUGACAGGUUCUGACCGAUGGCCCUGUGGAUCCAGGCCCAGCAGCUGCAGGGCGAGGCCCUGCGCCAGAUGCAGGCGCUGUACGGCCAGCACUUCCCCAUCGAGGUGCGGCAUUACCUCUCGCAGUGGAUCGAGAGCCAAGCAUGGGACUCCAUCGACCUCGAUAACCCCCAGGAGAACCUCAAAGCCACCCAGCUGCUGGAGGGGCUGAUCCAGGAGCUGCAGAAGAAGGCAGAUCACCAAGUGGGCGAGGACGGGUUCUUGCUGAAGAUCAAGCUGGGGCACUAUGCCACUCAGCUGCAGAACACGUACGACCGGUGCCCCAUGGAGCUGGUGCGCUGCAUCCGCCACAUCCUGUACCAUGAGCAGCGGCUGGUUCGGGAGGCCACGAACAGCACCUCCCCGGCCAGCAGCCUGGCGGACGCCAUGUCCCAGAAGCACCUGCAGAUCAACCAGACCUUCGAGGAGCUGCGCCUCGUCACCCAGGACACGGAGAACGAGCUGAAGAAGCUGCAGCAGACGCAGGAGUAUUUCAUCAUCCAGUACCAGGAGAACAUGCGCCUCCAAGCCCAGUUCUCCCAGCUCUCCCAGCUGGGCCCCCAGGAGCGCAUGUCCCGCGAGACGACGCUGCAGCAGAAGAAGGCGUCGCUGGAGGCCUGGCUGCACCAGGAGGCCCAGACACUACAGCAGUACCGAGUGGAGCUGGCAGAGAAGCACCAGAAAACCCUGCAGCUGCUGCGCAAGCAACAGACGACCAUCCUGGACGACGAGCUGAUCCAGUGGAAGCGGCGGCAGCAGCUGGCGGGGAACGGCGGCCCUCCCGAGGGCACCCUGGACGUGCUGCAGUCCUGGUGUGAGAAGCUGGCCGAGAUCAUCUGGCAGAACCGGCAGCAGAUCCGUCGGGCAGAGCACCUGUGCCAGCAGCUGCCCAUCCCGGGGCCCGUAGAGGAGAUGCUGGCUGAGCUCAAUGGCACCAUCACAGACAUCAUCUCCGCCCUGGUGACCAGCACCUUCAUCAUCGAGAAGCAGCCCCCCCAGGUGCUGAAGACGCAGACCAAGUUCGCGGCCACGGUGCGGCUGCUGGUGGGGGGGAAGCUGAACGUGCACAUGAACCCGCCCCAGGUGAAGGCCACCAUCAUCAGCGAGCAGCAAGCCAAGGCCCUGCUGAAGAACGAAAGCACCCGCAACGAGAGCAGUGGGGAGAUCCUGAACAACUGCUGCGUGAUGGAGUACCACCAGGCCACGGGCACCCUGAGCGCCCACUUCAGGAACAUGUCCCUGAAGCGCAUCAAGCGCUCGGAUCGGCGCGGCGCCGAGUCGGUGACCGAGGAGAAGUUCACCAUCCUCUUCGAGUCGCAGUUCAGCGUCGGCGGCAACGAGCUGGUCUUCCAGGUCAAGACGCUGUCCCUGCCCGUGGUGGUGAUCGUGCACGGGAGCCAGGACAACAACGCCACGGCCACCGUGCUCUGGGAUAACGCCUUCGCCGAGCCGGGCCGGGUGCCGUUCGCCGUGCCCGACAAGGUGCUGUGGCCCCAGCUGUGCGAGGCGCUCAACAUGAAGUUCAAGGCCGAGGUGCAGAGCAGCCGGGGGCUGACGAAGGAGAACUUGCUCUUCCUGGCCCAGAAGCUCUUCAACAGCAGCAGUGGCCAGCUGGAGGAGUACAGCGCCAUGUCCGUCUCCUGGUCCCAGUUCAACAGGGAGAACUUACCUGGCUGGAAUUACACCUUCUGGCAGUGGUUCGACGGGGUCAUGGAGGUGCUGAAGAAGCAUCAGAAGCCUCACUGGAACGACGGGGCCAUCCUGGGCUUCGUCAACAAGCAGCAAGCGCACGACCUGCUGAUCAACAAGCCGGACGGGACCUUUCUGCUGCGGUUCAGCGACUCCGAGAUCGGGGGCAUCACCAUUGCCUGGAAGUUCGACUCGCCCGACCGCAAUCUAUGGAACCUGAAACCCUUCACGACCAGAGACUUCUCCAUCCGCUCGCUGGCCGACCGCCUUGGUGACCUCAGUUACCUCAACUACGUGUUCCCCGACCGGCCCAAGGACGAGGUUUUCUCCAAGUACUACACGCCGGUUCUCUGCAAAGCCGUGGAUGGCUACGUGAAGCCGCAGAUCAAACAGGUGGUGCCAGAGUUUGCCAGCGCCUCCGGGGAUCCCGCCGCCGGAACGGUCACCUACAUGGAUCAGGCACCGUCGCCGGCCGUGUGCUCCCAGCCGCAUUACAACGUCUACCCGCAGAACUCCGACUCCGUCCUGGAUCCCGAGGGCGAGUUCGACCUGGACGAUACAAUGGACGUCGCGCGACACGUGGAGGAGCUUCUCCGGCGGCCCAUGGACACUCAGUGGAUCCCCCACAGCCAGUCGUGACCCUGCGCCAUGGUACAGCCCCGGCCCGGCAGCUGUGUCCCUGGGAGACGAUCCAGGGCGGGAGCCCCAUGGAGAGCAGCCCUGUGUUGGUGUUUCUGUGUGUGGGCCCAUGCGUGGGGGGUGCUCGGCCGGGGGCUUUGCUCUGCGCCAGCUGCAGCGUUGCCGGCUGCAUCUGUGGGGUCCCCAGCUCUGGCAGGGCCCCUCCCCUCGCUCAGCACUCCUCCCCUGCACUGGCAGAGCUGCCUCUCUUGGGGCGUGGGGGACGUGGCCCAGCCCAGCCUCCCCCCGUAGCAGCCACCUUGGUUUCUUUAUCGAGAUCGUCCUGUGCCCCAUCCUCCCCCGACACGCACUGUACCUUAGGGGGGCUGACGUGACCCCAGCGGGCCCCCGCCCCAAAAGCCAGGCAGGGGGCUGAAGAGCAAGAGGCAACCCUGGAGCAGCCCCUGUUGUGGGAGGCUGGGCAGCAGCCUGGGGAGGGACAAGCAGGGGUCUCUGACCCCCUUCCCCCCAUGGGCUCAUCCCUCCCCUCCCCCUGUUGGCCCUUGGGUGAUGCCCCCCUUCCUUGUAGCAGCAGGGGAAGGGGGAUUCCCCUCUCGCCCCAGCCGUUGCUUCUGGCUCUCAACCACUUUUCUCUCGUGACCAACCAGGCAAUAAAACUGAUGGUUUUUUUUAAAGCCAGUUUGUGAAGGGAGGCUCUGCAACAAGCCCAGGCUGCUCCGGCCGGUGCUCUGGGGUAUCCGUCCGUCCUCAGCAGCACAGGGCUGCGGGCCCAGCCGCCUGCAUGGGGAGCUCGCUGUUCUUAGCCAGCCCCCUGCGAGCAGCCUGCUCAGCACCAGCUGUGCUGGAGAGGGGGCUCGGGUGCAUGAGCUCAAGGGGCAGGCGGGGCAGCGCUGGGGUCCCCCUUGCACAGGUGGGCGCUGAGGGACUGGCCCAAGACAAUGCAGGGUGGCUGUGGCAGAGCUGGGCCUGGCCCAUGCCCCAUCCAUCCUUUGCACUGGUCACUGGGCUCCCAGCCAGCCCCCCCCCCCAGCCCCCAGGGAGGGAGUGAAAUCGGGGCCUGCAGGGGCUGGGGAAAGGAGCAGCCCCCCUGCUUCGGGCCAAGCUCUAAAGUGAAGAAACCCAGCUGGGCACUGCUGCAGCUUUGCGGCUCGCCACAAGGUGGCAGCACAACACAGCACCAGGGCCCUGCUCCUGCCCCAGCCCUGCAAGCGGGCACCCAGGGGUGCAGCAGGGACCCUCCCUGGGAGAGCAGCUCCCCUGCAGUGGCGCUAGGCCCUGUCUGCGCAGGGUGCUGCACAAUGCACUAGGCUGGGCCCUGACUCCCAGCUGCUGCUGAGCUGGGGCAUCCACUCCUCCUGUGGCUCCUUUGCCAAGGGGCCAUGGAGCACCUCCCUGCUGCGAUAGCAGCUAAGCACCCUUGUCAAACCUGCAGGGUGCCCUCUUGGAGCACAGGUGAGCCGCCCCCUCCCCGUCCUGCAAAUAGCCCCUUGCCCAUGCUGCUGGCCUGCCAGUAACAGGAUUCUGGGCUCUGCCCUGUACCCCCCGUUCUCUCCCUUGCAGCCAGCACCUCCUUUUAUACAUGGGGGACACUGUCCAGAGGGGGCUUCAUCCACCCCCCUCCCGCACCAAUCCCACCCCCUGUCAGUGCCUCAGUGUAAGAAAAGAACCGGGCCCGAAGCCCCCAGGCCUGUGCUUGGUUCAUGUGACUGCUGCGGACGUGAGCAAGCAGAGGAUAUAAACCGUAAGACAUCUCUGGGGCAGGAGGUGGUGCUGGUGAGCUGCCACGCCCACAGCCAGGCUGUGGCCCCGGCCCCGGAAAGCAGGAGAGGUUCCCUGGUGGACCAUGGAGAUGGAACACGGAGCCAUGGCAGGGCUGGGCAAGGCACCCGCUUGGCUCGAGCCCUGAAUGUAGAAGCCAAAUGCUCUCUGGCCCAGGGGCUGCUCUGCAGUGGGCAGGGAGCUGGCAGCAAGGCCAACAGUGCCCGCAGAAGGGGACAGGCCCAGGGCAACAAAAGCCGAUCUGAAGAGCUUGUGCACAACCCCGGGCACCCCCCUCUUCCUUGGGGAAGGGGAACUGGCCCUGCAGGCUUGACUUCCAGGCCCUGUGGCUCCUACGCUGGUAUUUCAAUAACCUUGUCUAGCCCCCAGCUUCUGAGCUGGAAGGGCUACUCAUGGGACAGCGGGGUUCCGGCCCUGCCCAGCCUGGGGCUCCAACCACAAAGUUCAGUGCAAGAGGCUGGGGCUGGGUCCCUGCCCGGGCUGUUCGUGGCUGGCAAAGCGCCCUGCCUGCUGAGCGUGGCACCCGCAGAAGGUACAAGAGGAACGGGUGGGACCUGCAGCAGCUCAGGCUGGUCUCUGGCUCCCUAGGAACAGCCAGGGGCAGGCUGGGAAUACACAGGUCUUGCUGGCUGCCAGGCAGCAGUCUCCACUCCUCUUUUGUUAUUCAAGGAGCCAGGCCUGUCCAGGAACCGCAGCUUCGGCUGCAGGGGCCAGUUCUGCUAUUUCUAUAGGUGGAGAAGCAGCCACGGGGGGCGGGACAGAGGCAUCAUUUGUCUUGCAGCGUAGCAGCCGUGUUAGUCUCUAUCUGCAAAAAGAACAGGAACUCCUUUCCUAUUUGUCGUGGUGUUUACCAUACAGCUCCCCCACCUUGCUAUAAAGCGGAGAUGAUCUAACCCUGGGCCGCGGGGGCUGCCUUGCAGAUAAAUGCAGCGUAACGACAUUGGAAGACCAAUCCCAGCUCUACAUACAAAAUCAUGGGAUCUAAAUUAGCCAUUACUGCUCACAGCUCUUGGAGUCGUUGUGGAGAGUUCUCUGAAAACAUCCACUCAAUGUGCAGCAGCUGUCAAAAAAGCGAAUAUCAGGAACCAUGAAGAAAGGGAUCGGUAAGACAGAAUAUCAAAAUGCCACUAUAUAAAUCCGGGGUACGCCCACACCUUGACUACUGCGGGCAGGUCUGGUCACCCCAUCUCAAAAAAAGAUACAUUAGACAUUUAAAAGGUACAGAGGAGGGCAACAAAAAUGAUUAAGGGGAUGGAACAGCUUCUAUCUGAGGAGAGAUUGAAAAGACGGACUAGUCAGCUUGGAAAAGAGAGAGCCCCGGGGAGGGGGGGGACGAGCGAGGUCUCUAGAAUGACGACUGGUGUGGAGAAAGUGCUGUUUACCCCGUCACCUACCCCAAGAACCAGGGCUCACGCAAUGAAAUUAAUGGCAGCAGGUUUAAAACAGACAAAGGCAAGUACCUCAGGCAAUGCAGUCAGCGAGGGACCUCUGCCAGGGGACGUUGUGAGGGCCACAACUAUAACUGGGUUCAAAAAAGAACUAGAUACGUUCGUGGAGAACAGGUCCAGGAAUGGCCAUUAGCCAAGACGGUCAGGGACAACCCCGUGCUCUGGGUGUCCCCUACGCCUGUUUGCCAGAAGCUGGGACUGGCUGACAGGAAGGAUCACUCGAUAAAUUACCCUGUUCUGGUCAUUCCCUUAGACGCACCUGGCACGGGGCUUUGCUAGCAGACAGGACACUAGGCUAGAUGGACCAGUGGUCUGACCCAGUCUGGCCUCUCUCAUUGUCCCUGGUUUUUGCAUUUAACCCGACCGAGUCUCAGUGACUGCUUAGAGAUUAAUCCAGCUGGAGCACACAGUCGCUUUAGCACCUUUAUUUAGGAGAAAGUUAAAGCCUGUAAAUACAGCAAUAAAAUAUACAAAAAAUAAAAUCUUUACAGUAUUGAGCGUCACGAGGAGAUGUACAGGCCGGAGGCGGCCGGAUGACGGAGAAGCAGAGAGGCAGGCAGGGAGGUGGUGGUGGAAGGAGGCGGCUAUUGUGUUAAGAAAUAAACCUGGGUCGGCAAACAGCGUUCACCUCAUCCGAACACCUAGGUCUGCACCAGAGGGCCAGGUCGGUGAGCGUGAGCCCACGCAGCGCACUAGUGCAGAGCACUAGCCCCAUGCGAAGGCUGCCCAUGGUGUAGGGCCUGGAGCAGCAGCUCAGAGCGGGCGCUUGCUGCCACCCCGGCCCAGGGCUUCUCCAGGCUUCUGGGUGAAGAAAAGGAAACACCCACCAGCGUUGAUAAGCCUGGGGUUAGACCACACUAACAUGCAGACGGCUCUGGCUCUGCACCCCCGCUCCCCUCGCCCACGCCAAUUCUAUACUGGGAUUCAUUAAGCCUGAGAAAUUCAAAGCAUGGUGCUUGGUUAAGCACAGCACAGAACUGUCUGUGUGUAAUGGCUUCAUACAGUCGCCAACUGUCUGCAGGGCGACCCAGUCUCCACAGAGGAGAUCCACCUUCUCUGACCCACAACACUUUGCUGGCCAUUUGGCACGUUUCCGGCAGACGCUAGGAGAGUAGUUACUUUCCUCCUGCUGCCCUCACCCCGCACAGCUGGUUGGGAGGUGGCUGCUGACUCUCCUAGGCCAUCCAGCCUGCUAG